This is a messenger RNA of Mucor mucedo, 992 nucleotides long. RefSeq lists its product as uncharacterized. The record is from RefSeq and is a predicted model, not a curated record. Gene Ontology annotation, molecular function: protein dimerization activity; DNA-binding transcription factor activity, RNA polymerase II-specific; RNA polymerase II cis-regulatory region sequence-specific DNA binding. The transcript has 2 exons. Gene Ontology annotation, biological process: positive regulation of transcription by RNA polymerase II. The coding region runs from base 94 to 960 and encodes 288 amino acids. NCBI's taxonomy places the organism in Eukaryota, Fungi, Mucoromycota, Mucoromycetes, Mucorales, Mucoraceae.
UGAAUUUGGCAACUCCCUUUCUUUUUUCAUAUCUAAAUUGGAAAUAAAAUAAAAAAAAAAAAAAUUACCAUAAUAAAAUAAAAUAUAAAAAAAAUGAACCCAGACUUGACUGAAAGACAACAAGACAAAGUCAAACUCUAUGAGCAACAACAGGAUCCCAUGGAUUCAGCAGGUGAGGAUUCCGAGACGGAAAAGCCCGCCAGACGCUCUGGUAGAAGAAAGAUCAAGAUUGAAUACAUUGAAGAUAAAAAUAGAAGACACAUUACCUUUUCUAAAAGAAAAGCCGGUAUCAUGAAGAAGGCCUAUGAACUCAGUACAUUGACAGGUACUCAAGUCUUGUUGCUCGUCGUAUCAGAAACCGGUUUGGUCUAUACUUUUACUACCGUCAAGUUACAGCCCAUCGUCACUAAACCCGAAGGAAAAAACCUUAUUCAGGCUUGUUUAAAUGCCCCUGAUCCCAUGUCCGCUGAACCAUCUGCUGGUGACGCGUCUUACACGGACUCGCCUCGAGUGGAAGAAAAAAAACCUGAAAAGGUGGAUCCACCUGUGAUUCCAGCUCCUCAACCUGCACCUCCUCCGCCACAACAACAACAGCAGCAACAACAACAGCAACAACAACAGCCUUAUAACACUGGAUAUGGUAAUCAAAAUUAUCCUCCUCCUACCAGCAAUAAUUAUCCCAAUUAUAAUAUGGCUCCCACUGCCAAUAGCGGUAAUGGUAAUAAUAAUGCUCCAGGUGGACAGGCACCACAAGCCUAUGGCCAAUCGCCCCAACAGCAACCACAACAGCCCUAUGGUCAGAUGGCUCCUCAACCUGGUUUCUAUGGUAACGGACAACCACAUUAUAUGCCUCAUCCCCAACAACAACAGCAACAGCAACCAGGUGGUUAUUGGCAACAAGGUGGUGCACCGAGACAGGAACCAAUGAUCAAAGAUGAAGGAAGGAGAAAUGCUAAAUAACGCCCCUUUUUUUUAUUAUUACUAUUAUUUUU